This is a messenger RNA of Bactrocera neohumeralis, 1974 nucleotides long. RefSeq names its product heat shock 70 kDa protein-like. Gene Ontology annotation, cellular component: cytoplasm. The record is from RefSeq and is a predicted model, not a curated record. Gene Ontology annotation, molecular function: misfolded protein binding; ATP-dependent protein folding chaperone; ATP binding. Gene Ontology annotation, biological process: protein refolding; cellular response to unfolded protein. Lineage: Eukaryota; Metazoa; Arthropoda; Insecta; Diptera; Tephritidae.
AUGACCUUCGAAGGUGCUGUUGGCAUUGACCUGGGCACGACCUACUCCUGCGUCGGCGUGUGGCAGAACGAGCGUGUGGAGAUCAUCGCGAACGACCAGGGCAACCGCACGACCCCCUCCUACGUCGCCUUCACCGAUACGGAGCGCCUGAUCGGUGAUGCCGCCAAGAACCAGGUCGCCAUGAACCCCCACAACACCGUCUUCGACGCCAAGCGCCUCAUCGGCCGCAAGCUGAGCGACUCCGUCGUCCAGACCGACAUGAAGCACUGGCCCUUCAAGGUGGUCAGCAAGGGCGACGACAAGCCGCUCGUGCAGGUGACCUUCAAGGGUGAGGAGAAGACCUUCUCCCCCGAGGAGGUCAGCUCCAUGGUGCUGCUCAAGAUGAAGGAGACGGCCGAGGCCUACCUCGGCAAGCAGGUGAAGAAGGCCGUCGUGACGGUGCCCGCCUACUUCAACGACUCCCAGCGCCAGGCCACCAAGGACGCCGGCACGAUCGCCGGUCUUGAGGUGCUGCGCAUCAUCAACGAGCCCACCGCCGCCGCCAUCGCGUACGGCCUCGACAAGGGCGACGACGGCAAGGAGCGCAACGUGCUCAUCUUCGACCUUGGCGGCGGCACGUUCGAUGUGACGCUGCUGACCAUCGACGGCGGCAUCUUUGAGGUGAAGGCGACCGCCGGCGACACCCACCUUGGCGGCGAGGACUUCGACAACCGCCUGGUCAACUUCUUCUCUGACGAGUUCAAGCGCAAGAACAAGGGCAAGGACCUCAGCUCCAGCCACCGCGCCCUGCGCCGCCUGCGCACCGCCUGCGAGCGCGCCAAGCGCACCCUGUCCUCCGCGACCCAGGCCACGGUUGAGAUCGACUCCCUGUUCGACAACAUCGACUUCCAGUCCACCAUCACCCGUGCCCGCUUCGAGGAGCUCUGCGGCGACCUCUUCCGCAGCACCGUGCAGCCUGUCGAGCGCGUCCUCACCGACGCGAAGAUGGACAAGCGUGCCGUGCACGACGUCGUGCUGGUUGGCGGCUCCACCCGUAUCCCCAAGGUGCAGUCCCUCGUCUCCGACUUCUUCGGCGGCAAGGAGCUGAACAAGAGCAUCAACCCCGACGAGGCCGUCGCCUACGGCGCCGCCGUGCAGGCCUUCAUUCUCACCGGCGGCAAGAGCAAGCAGACCGAGGGCCUGCUGCUGCUCGACGUCACCCCGCUCACGCUUGGUAUCGAGACCGCCGGCGGCGUGAUGACCGCCCUGAUCAAGCGCAACACGACGAUCCCGACCAAGAAGAGCCAGAUCUUCUCGACGUACGCGGACAACCAGCCCGGCGUGCACAUCCAGGUCUUUGAGGGCGAGCGCGCCAUGACCAAGGACUGCCACCUGCUCGGCACCUUCGACCUGUCCGGCAUCCCGCCGGCGGCCCGCGGCGUGCCUCAGAUUGAGGUCACCUUCGACCUCGACGCCAACGGCAUUCUGAACGUGUCCGCGGAGGAGAAGGGCACCGGCAAGCGCAGCCAGAUCACCAUCACGAACGACAAGGGCCGCCUGAACAAGUCCGAGAUCGAGCGCAUGGUGAACGAGGCCCGCAAGUACGAGGCGGAGGACAAGAACCAGCGUGAGCGCGUUGAGGCGAAGAACGGCCUGGAGAACUACGCCUACUCCAUGAAGAACACGAUCAACGACCCCAACGUCGCCGGCAAGCUCGACGACGCCGACAAGUCCACGCUCAACGCCGCCAUCGAGGAGUCCCUCAGCUGGCUGUCCAGCAACCAGGAGGCCUCCAAGGAGGAGUACGAGGACCGCCAGAAGGAGCUGGAGGGCAAGUGCAGCCCCAUCAUGACCAAGAUGUACCAGAGCAUGGGCGGCGGUGCUGCCGGUGGUAUGCCCGGCGGCAUGCCCGAUGACAUGGGCGGCAUGGGCGGUGGCGCCCCCGACGCCGGCGCCGGCGCGUCCGCGGGCCCCAAGGUCGAGGAGGUCGACUAA